This is a messenger RNA of Frieseomelitta varia, 689 nucleotides long. RefSeq lists its product as uncharacterized. The record is from RefSeq and is a predicted model, not a curated record. The transcript has 3 exons. Bases 229 to 669 code for a protein of 146 amino acids. NCBI's taxonomy places the organism in Eukaryota, Metazoa, Arthropoda, Insecta, Hymenoptera, Apidae.
CAGUUUAGUUUUUGGUUAAUUCGUACAUGUCGGUCGUGAUAUAUUCUUGGCCAUAUUCUUGUUUUGAUGUUUGUUUACAAUACGUAAAUAUGUUUUAAUUUAACGUAAAUAUAUUAAAUACAUAUAAAAUGUAUAUUAUAUAAAAAUUGGACAACAUCAAGAAAUACAAUUACAUUCUGGGUUUACUAAAUCAAAUUUCAUUAAACAAUUUGGAAAAUAAAACAGAAAAUGGAGAAGAUUGGAAAAACAAAAGUGAAACAAGCCAUUGAAUUCCUUUGGUUAAAUAAAAAAAAUAUGUCAGAAAAGAAAAUAAAUGUGAGAAAGAUUCAAAAAUCACAGAAUAGUCAUAAUCAAUGUAAAAUUAUUCAUUAUUAUAAAAGAAGUAGAAGACAACAUCCAAUAAGUUCUUCAAAAUAUAGAAUACUCUCUGAAAUAAAAUCGCAUGUAAAUAAAAAAAAUUGGAGUAAAGUUAAGAAUCUACUUUUAUUGUUACUAAAUUUUUCUAAUGAUAUUGAACCAUUAAUAUGGCGUUAUUGUCUUAUAUUUACAUUAUAUGGUCAUGUUGAUAAUUUAGCCAAUAUUUUCCAAUUCUUUGAAAUGUGCAUUGGUUCUAUACAUUCUGAUAAAAAUGUAAUAUUAAAAAAUAUAUUGUAUUUAGAUGAUAAAUAAAUAAUUAUUACACUAUAAAC